Messenger RNA from Eubalaena glacialis (North Atlantic right whale), 3636 nucleotides. RefSeq names its product deleted in malignant brain tumors 1 protein. Gene Ontology annotation, cellular component: membrane. The record is from RefSeq and is a predicted model, not a curated record. Lineage: Eukaryota; Metazoa; Chordata; Mammalia; Artiodactyla; Balaenidae.
AUGUACCUUACAGGUGCUGAGUCCACAGCUGCCCCGCCUACAGCCUAUGAGAACCUACUUCCCACGUCACUGGUGACAUCAGUGGCCCGUAACCCACCUGCUUCUACACCUCCAGGAGGCUGGGCCCCCAUGCGGCUGGUGGGUGGCCGCGGUAGCUGUGCUGGCCAGGUGGAGCUUUUCCACCAGGGAGUCUGGGGGACCGUGUGGGACGACCUCUGGGACCUGCCGGAAGCAAACACCGUCUGCAGGCAGCUGGGGUGCGGCUGGGCCGCGUCGGCCCUGGGCGAGGCCCACUUUGGAGAAGGUUCUGGGAAGAUCGUCCUUGACAGCGUGCACUGCAGCGGGGAGGAACAGCACCUGGAGGAGUGCUCCCAUGUCGGCUGCUUUGCCCAUAACUGUGGGCCCAGGGGAGAUGCCGGCGUGAUCUGUUCAGGUCGCCCUUUGGAUGCCAUGGCGGGGAUGGUGGCUACAGACCCUCAUGUCGAUCUGCUCUGCCUCUCUCCCAGCAAGCGAGAACCCUUCCACUUUAGAAAGAGUGAGGAGAGAGAUUGCCUGCUGUCCAUGGGCAAAUUCUGCGCCUCAGUAGCUGUGAUGUUUUUCUCCUCCUCCGACAUCGUGACUGUGGUGUUCCGAAGUGAUUUUGUGAUCACCAACAGUGGCUUUUAUGCUCUGUUCAAUGCAAUUCCGCAGGGCGAAAGAGUCAGUGGUGGCCUGGGCCAGGGAGAGUCGGGGUCAGGGGUGCUCCUUGCUGUGUUUGGGGGCCAGGCGAGAGGAAGUCACUUUUGUGGAGGAGUCAUUUCAAGUCUGUUGGGCUCCUUCUCCAGUCCUUGGUAUCCAACAAACUACCCCAGUGACAUGGAGUGUGUCUAGGUGAUACACCUGGCUGAGAAGUUCCACGUAGAGCUGACAAUCCCCAGCCUGAAAUUAGAGGACAUCUGUGGGUGCCCUUACGACUUCAUCGAAGUGUUCGAUGGACAGCAGGUUGCCUCGCUCUCCAUGGGCAGAUUCUGUGCUGGGGCAGGGCUCACGUUCCGCUCCUCAUCAAACAUCCUGACCGCAGUGUUCAGAAGUGAUGCCAUGAUCACCAACACAGGGUUCCUUGCCCUGUACAAUGCCAUUCAGCAGGACGAAAGGGAGAGUGAUGCGGCCCUGAGACUGGGGGACGGCAGUCACAGGUGUGAGGGCCGGGUGGAGGUCCUCUACAAUGGCACCUGGCGCACCGUGUGUGACGACAGCUGGGACCUGACGGACGCCAGGGUCGUGUGCCGGCAGCUCGGCUGUGGCGAGGCCUUGUCAGCCCCGGCUCAGAGCUACUUUGGUGGAGGCAGUGGCCACAUCAUGCUGGACGAUGUGCAGCGCACAGGGAAUGAAGCCAGGCUGUGGCAGUGCACGCACAACAGCUGCUUCUCCCACAGCUGCAGACACCCAGCUGGCGUCAUCUGCUCAGAUAGUUCGGGCUCUUUCUCCAGCCCUUGGUAUCCUAAAAAAUACCCCACACAUGUGGUGUGUGCCUGGGACAUACAAGUGGAUAGCAGGGCUCAUGUCAAACUUACCUUCAAAGUGAUGAAAUUGGAAAACUUCUACGGCUGUCCAUACGACUUCAUCGAAAUCUUUGAUGGCCCACAAAGCGAAUCUUUUUCGCUCGGGAGGUACUGCUCCGGCCCAACCCCAAUAUUUACCUCCUCUGCAAAUCACCUGACGGUGGUCUUCCACAGCGACGCCAUCGUCACCAGCGUCGGCUUUUCUGCAUCCUACGAGUCCCUCGUGCAAGACGAGAACAAUACCACAGAUGUGGCGCUCAGGCUGGCCAACGGCAGCCAGCGGUGUGAGGGCCGCGUGGAGCUGCACUUCAACGGCAGCUGGGGGACCAUGUGUGACGAUAGCGAUAGCUGGGACCUGCAGGAUGCCGAGGUGGUGUGCAGGCAGCUGGCCUGCAGCGGGGCAGGGUCUGCCCCCAGCAGGGCGAGAUUCGGCCGAGGCCUGGGCCUCAUCACCCCGGAUGACGUGGACUGCGUGGGGACCGAAGCCAGGCUGUGGCAGUGUCUGCACGGCGGCUGGUUCUCCCACAACUGUGGCCACCACGAGGAUGCUGGCAUCGUCUGCUCAGCUCAGAAAAACCCCAGCAUUACUGUGGGAGAAAAUGGCCCUGCCGGAAGUGCCUUCCUCCGCAGCCUCAGGCCGCACAAAGGGCUGCUGCUGGAGGGGCCUGAUGAUGUCCAGGUUCACCUAGAAAAUCUGUGGCUGGAAAGUCUGGGCCUGCGGCUGGCAGACGGGUCGAGCCGGUGUGAGGGCCGAGUGGAGAUCUACCACGCCGACACCUGGGGUACUGUGUGUGAUGACAGCUGGUCCAUCGAGGAUGCCCACGUGGUCUACAGACAGCUUGGCUGUGGUCCGGCCAUGUCUGCCCUCCCGGGGGCCAGCUUCAGCCCCGGGGCCGGCAGCAUCCCGGACAAUGUCAACUGCAUGGGCAGCGAGUCCUCACUGGGGCAGUGCCCUCACAGCGGCUGGUUCACCCACAACUGCAGGCACCACAAAGACGCUGGCGUCACCUGCUCAAACCGGCCCCUGCCCCUGGCGGGCGGGCGCAGCAGCUUCGAGGGCCGGGUCGAGGUCUGGCACCAGGGCGUGUGGGGCACAGUGUGCGACGACCACUGGAACAUCAAGAACGCCCGCAUCGUGUGCCGCGUCCUGGGCUGCGGGCGCGCGCUGGGCGCCCUGGGGCGCGGCCGAUUCGGCCCGGGCUCAGGGCCCAACCUGCUGGACGACGUAUGCUAUGCGGGCACCGAGGAUGAGCUGGGGCGCAGCGCUCACGCGGGCUGGGCACGGCACGGCUGCCAGCACUGGGAGGACGCAGGCGUGGUCUGCGCAGCCCAGCUCUCCUGCUUGCCUCACCUUUUCCAAGUCAUCAUUGACCAAGGCUACCUCCGGAGGCUGGGCUACUCCUCCUGGGACAUCCAUUUAAAUGAUGAGCUGGGUCGCCCCCAAGUCACAGGGUGCUACCUGAUCUUCAACAUUCCCUAUGGCCGCUGUGGCACCGUCCAAGAGGUGCCUCAGCUCAAGUUCACCUGCAAGGUGGACGGCCCGUUAGCAGUUGAAAUUGUCCCUGGGGCUGACAUCCCAAGGGAGAAUGCCAGCUACAAUGUGUCCAUAUCAUUUCUCGAGUUGCCCACAUCCCAGCACGUGGGGAGCAUGCGGCCGCCCUACACCAGCCAGAGGAAAGAGGUCUUCCUCCAGGUCACACUCCAUAGCCCCAAUCCCUGCCUGCGGCUCUUUGUGGAUACCUGUGUGGCUUCUCCAGAUCCUGGUGAUUUUACAACUGUCAAGUACGAUUUGAUCCGACAAGGGUGCAUCAAAGACAAUACUUACGUCAACCUCCGCUCCCGACAGAAGAACAUAGCCCAGUUCAAGUUCAACGUCUUCAGUUUUCUCACCAGCUAUGAUGUGAUCUAUCUGCAGUGUAAAGUUGCCAUGUGCAAAGUGGGGGACCACGCCUCCCGCUGCUCCCAGGGCUGUGCAGGGCAGAGUAAGAGGGGCACAGGCCCCAUGGAGGCCACAGUAGAGCACACUGAGUAUUUCCAAAUGGUGGGGCCACUGGAGAUCCACAAAGGAACUGAUCGAAGAAAGACCCUUGUGUGA